AUGCGCCUUUUCUCCCGUCCACUCCUGCUUUGUGGACUGGGUGUUCUCCUCGGCUUUCUGGGCGGGAUCCUCCUGUUCAGCUUCAGGAAUGUCUCGCAUCUUGUUAUCCAGCACACGGCCAAUCUUUCUCCUCAGCCUUUGCGAACUCAGAAUGGGCAGAAAAACAGUAUUUUGGUGGGGAUCAUGACAGCCGCCAAAUAUGUGGACAGUCGAGCCUAUAAUGUGUGGAGGACUUGGGGGAAGCAGAUCCCGGGGAAGGUCCUCUUCUUCGUGGCCGAAGAUACCGUUAGUGUAUAUCCGGAGAUGCCAUUGGUCCGACUAAAAGGUGUUGAUGACACGUAUCCCCCGCAAAAGAAGAGCUUUGCCAUGUUGAGGUGGAUGUAUGAUAAUCAUGUAAGUCAACUUAUAUUGUUUUUUGAAUUUAGGUAAUAAAAAUUUUGAUGACAUUUUCAAAGCUAAACGUUUACCAUUGGAAAGCGCUAAUGAAGGUUAAUUGUUUCAGCUGGAUGACUUUGACUGGUUUCUUCGUGCCGAUGAUGAUCUCUACGUUAGAGGCGAUCUUCUGGAGGAGUUCCUGAGAUCCUUGGACCCCUCAAAAACACAUUUCAUUGGACAAGCUGGUCUUGGGAAUAGUGCAGAAUACGGGCAGUUAUCUCUGGGUCCUAACGAGAAUUACUGUAUGGGUGGCCCUGGUGUUAUCUUGUCCAAGGAGACCUUGAAGACCGUCGCCCCAUAUCUCCAGUCUUGCCUCUCAGAACUGCUGACAACUCAUGAAGAUGUUGAAGUGGGAAGAUGUGUACGAAAACACGCUGGAGUUGCCUGCACCUGGAAUUAUGAGAUGCAGACCCUCUUUCAUAACAAUCAGACAGUCCCGAAUGCUUAUAGCAAUGGAAUCUCUGACGAAGUGAGCAGAGCCAUCACAUUACAUCCAGUAAAAGAUCCUCAGGUCAUGAAGAAGUUACAUGUUACCAUUAACACUCUGAAACUGAAACAGUUGAGAGCACAGAAGAUUGAAUUUCAAAGAUUAGUAAAGAAGAUUGCUCCUGCUACAUUGACGAGGAGAGUUGCCAAUAAGACCAACGAUCUACAGGUAUGGGACUUCUUGGCAUUCAACAAGAUAACAUUUUGUGCUAAUCAAGUCAAUUGCCCCCGACAUACGGUAGAUAUGAACAUUCAUACUGCCACUUCGGACAUCGUCACUCAAUUGUUUGAUGAGUUCAAUGUGAAUGCGCGACAACGAGGCCGGAUUCUUCAGUUCCAGAAUAUCCAAUAUGGAUACAAUCGAGUUGAACCGAGACAUGGAGUGGAUUAUGUUCUGGAUAUGAUCCUUUGGUUCAAGAAAUUUCGACCUCCACAUAGAGCGACUCUUUCCGUCCGUCGCCAUGCUUAUAUCCAACAAGUAUUUGCUGAGCCCGAGGCUAUUAGUGAGUAUGGAAAGAGGUCUUUAAUGAGAUCUGGAGCUGAGAGAAACUCGACUGAAGUUAUGAAGAGUGGAAUCUUGAACAGAAAAGUGUACUUCAUCAUUCCAUUGAAGGGAAGAGCGGCCACUUUCUUGAGAUUUACUGAGAAUCUGAAACAGAUUCUACCCGCAAAUGACUCCAGACAUCAAUUGGUCAUCAUUUUGUAUAGGUAAGCAAAAAAAUUUUCCUGGAUUUAUAAUUUUAGCUCCGGCGAUGUAAAUGAGGACUCAAUGAUCAGAUCCAUCCUCACCGAACUCACAUCCAAAAUGGAAGUCCGAGUAAUUGAUAUGGGAGAUAAGGAAUUUAGCCGAGGACAGGCAUUAACAGCCGGCUCGAGCAUUCUCCCAGAUGACGCUCUCAUGUUCUUCACGGAUGUGGAUAUGUUAUUUAAUUAUGAUACGGUUCAAAGGAUCAGGCUAAACACUAUUCAACAUUAUCAGGCAAGUCGUGGUCAUAGUGAUCUUAUAUUAAAUAUAAUACUAAUCAUGAUUACAAUUAUGAUUUUAGGUAUACUUCCCGAUUGUUUUUUCCGAGUUCUCCCCCAAAUUCUGGAACCCGACCGAACGAAACGACCAUCAUCAGAUCUCGUAUGCCCGCCAGCGUGGCUACUUUCGCCAUUUUGGAUAUGGUUUGGUGUCCAUAUUCAGAAGCGACUUCCUCCGUGUGGGCGGAUUCAAUCUGUCCAUCCGUGGAUGGGGCAUGGAGGAUGUAGAUCUGUUCGAGAAGGUGAUCGCGGCCCCCAAACUACGGGUAUUCCGGGCGCCCGAUCCCGGCCUAGUCCAUGUUUUCCAUGAUAUUUAUUGUCCUUCCGACAUUCCCGCUGCUCAACAUCACAUGUGUCUCGGGUCCCAGGCGGCUUCCAUGGCCAGCCUUGACUCUCUUGCCGAACAUUUCACUAACUACGCAUAA
This is a messenger RNA of Bursaphelenchus xylophilus (pine wood nematode), 2369 nucleotides long. The record is from the annotation of a GenBank genome assembly. Lineage: Eukaryota; Metazoa; Nematoda; Chromadorea; Rhabditida; Aphelenchoididae.